UGCAACCAUCUGGUGCGGAUGAUCGACCGAGGUAAAAUAGAGGAUCACUUCAAAUUUCUCAUUAUGCCAUUGCUUGGCGACAACCUCACAAAAAUCCGACAUCAAUUCGUAGAUGGGCGAUUGUCGUUGUCUUCCGGAUUGCGUCUCGGUUUCUUGGCGCUAUCUCCUAUUCAAGAAUUGCAUAAUAUCGGUUUUGUUCAUAGAGAUAUCAAAUGUUCGAAUUUCUGCCUGGCUCCACACUCUUCUCGAGGGAACAUGCAACUGGUGCUUAUCGAUUAUGGUGUUUGCCGAUCUUAUAGAGACAAAGCAGGGAACCUGAAGCCACCGAGGGAAGAGGUUCGGUUCCGGUAA
Strongylus vulgaris is the source of this 351-nucleotide messenger RNA. The record is from the annotation of a GenBank genome assembly. NCBI's taxonomy places the organism in Eukaryota, Metazoa, Nematoda, Chromadorea, Rhabditida, Strongylidae.